AUGGAGAGAGAGAGGAAGAAAAAAGAGAAGUGGCAGGGGUUGUCUGCGGGUAGGGAGAAGGAGAGAGAGAGGGAUGGGAGAAAGAGGGAGAGAGAGUGGGGUGGGGAGAGAGAGGGGCUGGGGGAGGACUUUGAGAGGACUCCUAGUGGUAGGGUGAGACGUCAGUCUGCUCAGGUAGCAGUGUUCCACCUGCAGGAGAUAGCAGAGGAUGAACUGGCCAAGGACUGGGGCACAAAGCGUCGCAUCAAAGAUGACCUGGUACCGGACAGCAAGAGGGUAAGAUACAGACACGUACACUCACAAACACACACACACACACACACACACACUUAACAUGUCGUCCGUCUUCCUCCCCCAGUUGAACUACACUCGUCCUGGCCUUCCCAAGUUCAGUCCCAAGCUGCUGGAGAGCUGGAAGAAUGAGGUCAAAGAGAAGGGCUUCAUCUGCUGCUCCAACGGAGUAAGAACCUCUGGACAACAUGUUCUGUACAUUAAACCCCUCUCAGAUAACUCCUGUAUUUUAAAUAGUCCAGUUGCUGUUAUUCAUUUCAGCGCUGUCAAUUCAGAGCUCAACAGUCUCUAAAAAUGAACAAGUUCAUGUUUUAUAGGCAGAGUUUGUUCCUCUCUGUUUUUAGAGCUGUGAAGCUGUUUACUCCAGUGUGUCCGGACUCAAAGCUCAUCUAGCCAACUGUAACCAGGUAGGACCAUCAGGACCAGUAUAAUUUAAAUGGAUGAGAAAAUAUCUGACCCUGUAUCACCUUGUUGGGUUUAGGGACAACUUCUACCUACACUUGACUGGGGUGUGUUUCUGUGUGCUCCAGGCAGGGGGCGAUGCAGGGAAGUACACCUGCUUACUGUGCCAGAAGGAAUUCAGCUCAGAGAGUGGUGUCAAGUACCAUAUCAGCAAGACACACUCACAGGUGAGACGAACAUACAUAAACACUCACUUACAGAUAGGCCUGAUAUACACACUCAUUUAUACACACAUUUUAAAACACACAGGUGGAUGUCAUACACUUGCAAUAACAUGCAGUUUAAUGUUUUUCCCUCAACAUUACCAUACGUUACAGAACUGGUUCCGAGCCUCCAGCCACAUGGUGCCCAGCAGCAGCAUCAGCAGCAAGAGCAAACCGUCAGAGCACCAAGGGAUAGAGAAAACUGAGGUUAAGAACGGAGCCACCAUGGGAAAGAAGAGAGGCCGCAAGCCCAAAGAGCGCCCCCCUGAGGCCACCCCCGUCCAAACAAAUACUAUUUUCAGCACCACCCAAAACUCAGCCCCCACCCCGAACCCAACCUCAGCCCCCACCCCGAACAUGGCCCAGGCCAAGACCCCGGUCCCGACAGAGAGGGGGAACACAGGGAGCCUGACACUAAACAGACAGCCCAACCCACCCACCACACGGAGGAGUAAGCCCAAGUGGGUGCCCCCUCCCUCAGAGUAGCUCUGACUAACCCAAGAGCCAGAGAGGAAGCUAUCUAUGUCUAUCUAUAUCUAUCCACAUUACGCCAGUAAGCUCAAGGACGUUUUGGAUGCCUCAAGGACUGGGGGACAGAGAACGAAACUAAAAACAACUGCACUCUGAUCUUUGUGUUUCAACCUUAAAUAUACUGUAUACGGUUUGUGUCUACUGGUAUAUGUUGAUAUAACAGUCAUUUGCAUUUUGUUUCCUCCAUUCCAUUUCUAAGCAUCGUUUCAGUUAAACUAUUGACAACAGCGGUUAAUUGUAAUCAAAGUUAUAAUCCCGCUCUAUGUAUAAAUAGCAUUUUCUAAACAAAAGUAGUAUUUCUAAUUAAUGUUGGCAUAUUCCCUCUAUAUGUCUUUAGAUUCAUGUUGUGUUUGAGAGAUUUUUCAAAGGAUAUUCUAUUAGGAUGGUGAGGUACUGCUAGUGAUUUUUUUUACGGAUAAACUGUACUGUGUAUAUAUAAAAUAUCUCUAUAUAUAGAGAGAGAUAUAUACAUACUCAAAGCAAUGACGUCAUCACUCUUUUUUUCAAGGCAGGAAGGUCAAAUUUGGUCUAAAGCGAUCACACUCAUUUGCAUUUUUGUUGUUUUUCAUUUUGGCGUCUUUUGUUUUUUUAUUGUGGCAGAAGAAUGUCGAGGUAGAGAGGUUUUUUUUUAUCAGUCUGCUUCAGUGCAAUAUGCUAAUUAGUUUUUGUCUCUUUCUUUGUUUUGUUUGGCUUUCUUUCGACGGCCCAAAGUAGUGAAAGACCACACUGUAACACAUACAUCAUAUUCUUUCCUGUGUUCUUAUGCUGUGGCUAAGCUACGUAGUUAUAGUCUUUGUUGCAUUUACACUGAAAUGUAGGAAGUUAGCACCAUUUUCACAAAAUGAUAUGAGAUUUUAUCGAAUUUUAGAGACAGUGAUUAGACCUUGGGGCAUAUGAUUGGGGAUGUUAACGCAAACAUUUCCACACUCAAAUCUAUAUCUACACCCAAGCAAUGUAAACAGCAUAUCCACAAAGUUUGAAGAUGUGUAGAUUUUGUUUUAAUAUAGGUUUUCACUGCUAAUGUUACAGAUUAAGGCCUAAAUGCUGAAUCUAACAAUGGGAAAGUACUUGUAGUUGCAACAUUGCAGCACAAUCAAAUUAGUUUGGGAGUGGGGAGGGGAAAACUGA
Messenger RNA from Coregonus sp. 'balchen', 2615 nucleotides. Lineage: Eukaryota; Metazoa; Chordata; Actinopteri; Salmoniformes; Salmonidae. The record is from the annotation of a GenBank genome assembly.